Octopus sinensis (East Asian common octopus) is the source of this 376-nucleotide messenger RNA. RefSeq names its product nuclear factor 1-like. The annotation marks the transcript as partial. The transcript has a single exon. Lineage: Eukaryota; Metazoa; Mollusca; Cephalopoda; Octopoda; Octopodidae. Gene Ontology annotation, biological process: regulation of transcription by RNA polymerase II. Gene Ontology annotation, molecular function: RNA polymerase II cis-regulatory region sequence-specific DNA binding; DNA-binding transcription factor activity, RNA polymerase II-specific. The record is from RefSeq and is a predicted model, not a curated record. Gene Ontology annotation, cellular component: nucleus.
AAUGAAAAACCAGAGAUUAAACAGAAGUGGGCUUCAAGGCUAUUAGCGAAACUGCGUAAGGACAUAACGCAGGAGUGCCGCGAGGAUUUUGUUAUGAGUAUAACUGGGAAGAGGCCACCAGUUUGCGUUUUGAGCAAUCCGGAUCAGAAGGGCAAAAUGCGUAGGAUAGAUUGUCUACGACAAGCCGACAAGGUGUGGCGACUAGACCUUGUCAUGGUAAUUCUCUUCAAAGCCAUACCCUUGGAAAGUACCGACGGCGAGCGCCUGGAGAAGUCACCCGAGUGUUUGCACCCGUCACUCUGCGUCAACCCACAACACAUAAGCGUCUCUGUGAGGGAGUUAGAUCUUUACCUGGCGAAUUUCAUACACAGCUAUG